Ceraceosorus guamensis is the source of this 493-nucleotide messenger RNA. RefSeq lists its product as hypothetical. The transcript has a single exon. NCBI's taxonomy places the organism in Eukaryota, Fungi, Basidiomycota, Exobasidiomycetes, Ceraceosorales, Ceraceosoraceae. The record is from RefSeq and is a predicted model, not a curated record. The coding region runs from base 59 to 448 and encodes 129 amino acids.
CCUCUUCGAUCUGCUCCUGGCGAGACUUUUGCUGCGACACCAACACGCGUGCGCUCAGAUGCUGUCCGAGAUCACGCUGCGCACUCAUCGUGGUACUCACCUGCGUACGAGGCUCAGUCUCGCUUCCGUUUUCAGUGCGCUCAUCGCCGGUGUCAGCAGUCAAGCCGUCCUGGCCUCGUCUUUCUAUGAUGAGGUCUUCGAGCAGGUAUUGCCACUUCAUCAUGACUUUUGGGCGCGAAGAGUCCGGCUUGAUGUCCACAAAAUUCUGUUGAGCCUUGUGUGGAACGAUUUGGUCAGCAGACACGAGCGCUGGCUUGAUGGAUUUCUCUGCAGGUUUCAUGCCGCUGGCGGAAAGGGGUUCUGCAUUGACGCGAGGGCGCCGUUUGCUAGAGGUGUAGCCUGUGAUCGGGCUCAGGAUGAGAGCGAUGGUGCUAGCAUCUGGCGGUAGCUCUUUUGCUUGGCUGGUUUCGUCGCCGUCUGAGAAGCGAGCCGU